Molecule: messenger RNA, 1499 nt
Organism: Chara braunii
Lineage: Eukaryota; Viridiplantae; Streptophyta; Charophyceae; Charales; Characeae
Source: the annotation of a GenBank genome assembly
AGGUUUUUUUUUUUUUUUUUUUUUUUUUUUUCCGUUUUCUUUUCUUUCUAAAUCUCUAGCUUGCCGUUUUGCUAAUUGCGAAACCUGUGCGCUGCUAUUACACAGUUAAUUGCAAGGGGUUAGUUAGACUACACCGCGCUCAUUAUUUUAACCUUGCAAUUAAAUCCAGUUAAUUACUAAUGAUUUUGUAAUAGUAUUUCUAUGCGUGUUGUAUAAGGUUAAUAAUAAUGACUGCGGUAAAAAAAAAAAAAAAAAAAAAGACUGCGGUAAGUCGGCACUCCACUCCAAGCACACAACACAAACAAACUGUGUGAGUUUGCUGUACUGCACAGGUUAAUACUAAUAACUCCACAACUCACCUGGUAGAGGGGUGAUGGAUAAGACUGAUGACAUGGGCAAGCCAGGCUAUAUUUUGGACAUGGAAGAUCUGCUCGCGGAUUUUGAAAAGGAGGCAUCCCUGCAAUUUGCCGAUUUCAAAGACGUAUGGAGAAAGCGGCGCUUCUCAUUCAUUCACGAGGGCAAUCCAAAGGGAAUGCCGAGCGAGGCUUAUUUACAAAGCUUAUAUGGAACGGCGUUAAAGAAUCUGGCUCCAGGAGCGUCUCUGUUCAUGCGCCUGGGGGUGUUGUUCGCUAUAUACACCCUUCACGGCACCCAGAUUUGUAAUCCCCUCGUGUUGGUCUACAUAUCUCUAGAGGAGAUGAGGCAAUUACAGCGGCUGGCUGACGAAUUAAGAGUGAGAGAGGCUUUCGAUGGGCUGUUUGUGUUGAAGAGGAUGGUGUCAGAGAAGCUCUUCUUGUAUGGUGCAGUGUGUUCCCUACCGAAGGAACCUGCUACUGGACCGCUUGGCUCGCGGGCUCCUCCUCCGCCUGCUUCUGAAUCUGGUCCUGCUUCCCGUUCUCGUUCGGGUUCUGCUGCUCGUGCACCUGCUGAAGAUGGCGGCUUGAAUCAUCUCCUGGCAACGGCAAGAGAACGGCUGUUGAAGGACGUCUUCGUCGACGAACACCUGUGCAGUGUGAACACGGUGGAUGACCUUGAGCUAGUGGAGGCGAGACAGGUGUGGAAAGAUUACUCAGCAUCGAUGGAGCAGCUCUUCGGCACGUGCUUCGUGACACGUGGCGAAGCCAAAGAGGAUUUCGGAAAACGACUUAUUGAAAGAGCAGAGGCCUUCGAGAAGCGAAAAGCGGACCUGCUGGCCACAGGAGCAACGACUGCGACUCCGACAACAACAGAAGGAGGUGGAGCGGCAGACAGCAGGAAGGAAGGAAAACAGCCACACCCAACAGGCUGAUGAUGAGCAGCCGCUGAGCAGGAAAAGACCAUGAAAAGGUCUCGUUCAGUCAUCGGAAGACCUGGGUGGGUGUACAAUGUCCGAGACACAGCGAAAUUGAUAGAUAGAGACAGACAGAUAGAUGGAGUUUGGUAGAUGGAUAGAUCCUCCCCUCCCCUCCCCUCCCCUCCCCUCCCCGUCCCCCCUUCCGCCUCCGCCCACCUGCAACAAA